GUGCCUCGCGCCCCUGCCUCCUAUUGGCCUAAUUAGAGGAGGGGGCGUCUCACCCCGUCUUCGGAUUGGCUGUUGAUGGCCGUGGAGACUUUAUCAGGGACUGUGGCUGGAGGUCCCCCAAUCUGCCCUGUGAGGGGCAGUGGCCGGGUGUGUUCUUGGGGUCCCGUUCUCUUGAGAUUCUUUUGCCCCAGGGGGCUUUUUGGGUAUCAGUGUGGCUCCUGGCUUGGUAUGGUGGGAAGUUAGGCCUUUCCCCACUCUCCUGAGGUGGUUGCAUUCAUGAGGGUCCUAGUGUGAGUUAGCAGCAGUUGCUGCACGUGGAACCUGUGGGGUUCACUGUUCUCCCGACAGUGGUCUUGGUGCCAAAAACCCUGUUCCUGUGGUCUUGGGUGUGGUUGUAGCAAGUGGAUGCUUGAUCUUGUGGCUCUCUUGCUCUGUGGGUGUUGGUGUUCAGUUGUCCCAUUUCCUCUCCUGUGCCCCGGUUCCAUUAAAAGCGAGUUGAUGCGAGUUUGUUAAAUGGUUGAGUUAGAAUGGAAGAACAAGGUCCUGAAUCUAUGCCUUUCAAAAUUACUCAUCCUAAAGGGAUAAUUCACCUUUUUUAUUUCCCUGUACAAGAGCUAUGUGUAGUCACCUUUUACCUCUCAGCUGUACAUUGCAGAGCCUCAAGAGGGGUCUUACAGGGUCCCUAAAUUAAAAUUUAAACUUGGUUUAGGCUACUGACGGUAGUCACAGUCCUGACAGUGAAAUGAAGGGUUGGUAUUUGUGAUGCACUUUUUAGUACUUUGGCAUCAACCUGUCUAGUGUAUCACUAUAUAUACUUACGGUUCUUACAGGUCUUUAAAGAAUGAUCAAGUGCAAAGCUGAGUGUGUAAAAUGCCUACCAAUGUUGCCCUGUGUGUUUCAAUGGGAGUAGAGACUAUACGGAACUUUCACUUUCUUCUGUCAGAUUUUUAGUAAUUCAGUUAUUUUCUUUCUUGUAGUUCAGUUAGAAGAUGAGAUGCUAAUGAAUUGCCAACUGAUUUUAGAAGAGAAUUCUCUGCAUCUUUUGUGGAUGCAAUAAAAUAAUUGGCAUUAUUGAGCCUGCUAAAACCUUUAUUUCUAGGAAAAGUAAUACAGGAGAGUGUAUUGCUCUAGUCUAUCCCUAAAUGGAAAACUUCUUUCUGAAAUUGUGACCAUUUUUGGCAUUUUGCUACAUGGAUGCUUCUCUUGUGUGAAAAGAGACGGCUUUAUUACUUUGUUUAUAGGAUGAAAUAUCUGUGUAAUUAUUAUUAUCUGAUAGAAUAAUUUACAGUUUGAUUUUAGAGUGAAAUGGGUCUGUAGUAUUGUCUGCUCUCCUCUGGCACCCUUCGUUCUACCCUUUGCAGAAAAUUCCUGGAUGAGCUCUCUUGGGACCCUGCCUGAGCCCUUCAGUCUCCUUUGUACUCAAGUUGUAAGUUAUCUGUGCCAAAAUGACUCUGCAGGAGUGCGUCACCAUCUUCCUUCAGACCUCCAGUGUCUGCUGGUGGGGAAGAGCCAUGUUGCUGAAGAUCACCUUGUCUUCUGGAAGCAGAAACACAUUGAACAGAUGAAUCCCUUCAGCCAGACAUUCCUCCAGUAGAUCUCUUUCUCCUGAUGGAGCACUCAGGCAGGGAGGAGAUGGACUUGAAAGAGGAAAAUCCUCAGGUGUGGACUGAGUCUGCAGCACAGGAACAGAACAGUGCUCAGGUGCACUUUGUCCCCGAGGGUGGGGCAGUGGCCCAGAUCAUGUACAGUGACGAACAGGAGCGCGGCCCCGCACAGCAGGUGGUUUACACAGCUGACGGCACCUCCUACACCUCUGUGGACACCUCGGAGCACACCCUCGUUUACAUCCACCCCGUGGAAGCUACGCAGACUCUGUUUACAGAUCCGUCCCAAGUGGCUUAUGUCCAACAAGAUGCUACCACCCAGCAGGUAACAGUGCUCUUGCCUGCUGCUGCUCAGAGCAUGAAUCCCACCAACUUGUCUGUGCUUGGCAGCGUUGCUGACCCCCCCCAGCCAGUGACUCUGGAGCAGGGGCCACAAACAGAUAGAGCAUCAUUACCGGUGCAUAACCAGGUGUUACCUCCUAUGGAGGCUGUGGAGGGUUCUGAUCCUUUAGCACCUUUGCAGAAUCAAAUGGAAAGGAUAGAAACAAAAGAGGAAGAUGAUGAGGAUGAAGAUGAGGAUGAAGAUGGGGAAGACACUGACAUGGAUGAAUGGGAUCCAGAUCCACCUCGACCCUUUGAUCCAAAUGAUUUGUGGUGUGAAGAGUGUAAUAACGCACAUCCUUCAGUGUGUCCAAAACAUGGACCUUUGCAUCCCAUCCCAAACCGGCCUGUGCUGACCAGGGCAAGGGCCAGCCUUCCCCUGGUGCUCUAUAUAGACAGGUUUUUGGGAGGUGUGUUCUCCAAAAGGCGUAUCCCGAAGCGUACACAGUUUGGGCCUGUGGAAGGACCCCUGGUCAGACAGACUGAGCUCAAAGACUGCUAUAUCCAUUUGAAGGUUUCUCUUGAUAAGGGUGACAGAAAAGACAGAGACUUGCAAGAAGACCUGUGGUUUGAACUUUCCAGUGAGGCUCUGUGUAACUGGAUGAUGUUUGUGCGUCCAGCUCAAAACCACCUGGAGCAGAACCUGGUGGCCUAUCAGUACGGCCACCACAUUUAUUACACCACCAUUAAAAAUGUGGAGCCCAAGCAGGAACUCAAGGUGUGGUAUGCUGCCUCCUAUGCUGAAUUUGUGAACCAGAAGAUCCAUGACAUAACUGAGGAGGAAAGGAAGGUGCUCAGGGAGCAGGAAAAGAACUGGCCGUGUUAUGAGUGCAAUCGGCGUUUCAUGAGCUCGGAGCAGCUCCAGCAGCACCUCAAUUCCCAUGAUGAGAAGUUGGACUUCUUCAGCAGAGCCAGAGGCCGAGGUCGUGGGCGAGGAAAGAGGAGAUUUGGACCAGGCAGACGCCCUGGGCGACCUCCCAAAUUCAUGCGCAUGGAAGUAACCAGUGAAAAUGGUGAAAAGUGUGAAGAAGGGACACAGGACUUGCUGCAUUUUUCCAGCAAGGGGCAGUUUGAUGAGGCUGGACAAGCCCCACUGAAUGGGCUGGAGCAGCAGGAACAGACUCCAGUGCCACCAGAGCCACAAGCAGCACUGGAGCAGCAGGAAAACCACAUACUCCACGUCCAGCCGCAGCACGAGGGGAGCACAGUGCCCGCACAGAGCACCAUGACAGCAGAUGACAUGAGGCGAGCAAAGCGCAUCAGGAAUGCAGCUCUGCAGCACCUGUUCAUCCGGAAAUCCUUCCGCCCGUUCAAAUGCCUGCAGUGUGGGAAGGCCUUCCGGGAGAAGGACAAGCUGGACCAGCACCUGCGGUUCCAUGGGCGGGAAGGGAACUGCCCUUUGACCUGUGACAUCUGCAACAAGGGCUUCAUCAACAGUGGUGCCCUUGAGAGCCACAUGAAGUUCCAUAUGGACCAGAAAACAUACUCCUGCAUUUUCUGCCCUGAGUCCUUUGACCGCUUGGAUCUGCUUAAGGAUCACGUGGCCAUCCAUGUCAAUGAUGGCUAUUUCACCUGCCCCACCUGCAAGAAACGCUUCCCAGAUUUUAUCCAGGUCAAGAAACAUGUGCGCAGUUUCCAUUCUGAGAAGAUUUACCAGUGUACAGAGUGUGAUAAGGCUUUCUGCCGCCCUGACAAGCUGCGACUCCACAUGCUGCGGCACUCAGACCGUAAAGACUUCCUGUGCUCCACUUGUGGCAAGCAGUUCAAGAGGAAGGACAAGCUGCGAGAGCACAUGCAGAGGAUGCACAACCCAGAGAGAGAGGCCAAGAAGGCUGAUCGGAUCAGCCGCUCUAAAACCUUCAAGCCUCGGAUUGCGUCCACUGACUAUGAGAGCUUCAUGUUCAAGUGCCGCCUCUGCAUGAUGGGCUUCCGCCGCAGGGGCAUGUUGGUGAAUCAUUUAUCAAAGAGACAUCCAGACAUGAAAAUAGAAGAGGUGCCAGAGCUCACGUUGCCCAUCAUAAAACCCAACAGGGAUUACUUCUGUCAAUACUGCGACAAGGUGUACAAGAGUGCCAGCAAACGCAAAGCACACAUCCUGAAAAACCAUCCUGGUGCUGAGCUACCUCCAAGCAUCCGGAAACUGCGUCCUGCAGGCCCAGGAGAGCCAGAUCCCAUGCUAAGCACCCACACCCAGCUGACAGGCACCAUUGCCACCCCUCCAGUGUGCUGCCCUCACUGCUCCAAGCAAUACAGCAGUAAGACAAAGAUGGUGCAGCACAUCCGCAAGAAGCACCCGGAGUUUGCUCAGCUGCCAAACACAAUCCAUGCACCACUGGCAACAGCCGUCAUCAGUUCCACACCGGCUGUUCUCACCACCGACAGCACGACCGGAGAAACUGUUGUGACAACAGAUUUACUGACCCAAGCAAUGACGGAGAUAUCCCAGACCCUCACUACAGAUUACCGGACUCCCCAAGGAGAUUACCAGCGCAUCCAGUACAUCCCUGUGUCUCAAUCCACAACUGGCUUGCAGCAGCCACAGCACAUACAGCUGCAGGUUGUUCAAGUGGCCCAGGCUACCUCACCUCAUCAGUCCCAGCACUCCACAGUGGAUGUUGGGCAGCUCCAUGACCCCCAGACAUACACCCAACAUGCCAUCCAGGUGCAGCACAUCCAGGUCACAGAGCCAUCACCAGCAACUCAGUCAUCAUCACAGGUUGGGGGUCAGCCUUUGAGUCCUUCCUCGCAACAACCUCAGCAGGAACUCAGUCCCUCACAGAUGCAGACAACUACAUCUACACCAAACCAAGCCCUCCAGCAGCAGCAAGGCUCCUCAGUCCAGCACACAUAUCUCCCCAGCAACUGGAAUUCAUUUCGGAGCUACUCAUCAGAGAUUCAGAUGAUGACCAUCCCACAAGGGCAGUACGUGAUCACAGAGACUGCUGUGGGUACCCCUGUCACCAGUGUUAAUGCAGGGCAAGUGAAAGCAGUUACUCAGACUCACUAUGUGAUAUCUGAAGGUCAGCCUGAUUUGGAUGGUAAACAAAACUCUUCACUCUCCAGCGAGGUUCAGGUGGGCAUUUCCCAGCCCACAGCCCACACGGAUCCCUUGGAAUCCCAGACAAGCAACCAGCAGCAAACCACCCAGUACAUCAUCACAACCACCACCAAUGGGAGUGGCGGGAGCGAAGUGCACAUCUCCAAACCCAGGACUUUCUCAGCAGAGCAUGAGUGAAAGAGCCUCAUGGUACCAUUUGCUGGUCCUUGUCCCCUCCCUGAAAGCCCAGAUGUGAGGGUACCCUGGGGCUCUAUAUGUUUUAAUGUAUAUGCUCACCUUCCACUAAAAUCUUGGAGCUCUUGUUAAUGCUUUAAGAGGGUUCACUGUGACCAUGAAAUGCCCCCAAAAUCCUUCUGGGAUGCUUUUAAUGCAGCUUUUAAGAAAAAGGACAAGAAAAAUGAAACCUCUGCUGGCCCUGGACUUUAUUUUUGGCAUGUCUGCUGACCCUUAUUUUUCCUUUAUGUAAGCGCGUCCAGAAGACAAUUUUAUUUCAACUCUAUGGGAAAAAGCUUGCCUAACUGAAGGCUUCCUGGCAGAUUGUCAUAUGUAUAUUUUUAACAGGAGCCAUUAAACAGGAGACCAUAAUGUAAAUUACUAGAAUAUGGCAGAACUGCUUCUUGUGGCUUCUAGCAGCCAAGGUGAAAGGGAGUGUCCCUGUGCCAUAUGAGCAGAAUGCCUGCAGAAAGGAGCAGCAGCAGCCAACCAGUGGCUCCUGGUGUCCCCAUAUGGGGAUUGGAUUGAACAAUGAAGCUGUGAAGAUGUGCCGAAGCAGUCUAUUAAAUUAUUAUUUUUCCAGCCCUCCAAAACUGUUUACAUGCUGUCUGCCCUGCCGUGUUUUACCCAGCAGUUCCAGAAAGCAGGAAAAGCACAGUCUUAAAUCCAUGUUGUUUGGAACAAACUGAUUGAAAUGCCAGGAGCACCUAAGGGGUAGUACAGAGCCACCGUUACUUCUUUUCCCUCCAGUGUUUGCCAGGAAAAUUGCUUUUUUGCCUGUAAACAAAGAAAAAAAAAAAAGGCUCAGCUAAACUUGCACAGCAGCUUCUGCUGUGAUCUAAGAUAGUUGUGCCAGGAAAAAAACGAGGAUACACAGCACUCCUCUGAAGGGAAGAGGUCGUUAUCUCUGUGGCCACCUCAAAGUAAACAUAUUUCUCCUCUUCAAAACUGGAUGGAGAGUUGGUUACUUUGAUUUUUAUUUUUUUUUGAUUUUUUUUUUUUAUUUUCCAAAAAACCUUGUUAACAAUGCACUGUAAUUCCUUUGGACAGUUCCAGAAAACAAAUAGCCCUGGACUCAGGAAACACACAAGAAAUGUACUAGUGGACCACUAUUUAUGGGACAUGGAAAGCUAUCUAUAAGGGUUGCCUGGUGUUAUGGACCUGGUCUACAUACAGAAUUCAUGUUGCAUUUAGGGACCAGGAGAAAGGGAAAGAGAAGGUUUAUCUUUUAAGGCCAUGUAAUAUGUUUUUCCUUACAUGGUUCUCCUUCACAGGUUGUCUUGGUUGGUUGUUCAAGGCAUUCUGGUGAUUUCAAGAACAUGACUAGAACUCCAUUGACUCCUAAUGGGAUAUACCAUGUAUGUCUGAAUUUCCAUUCAUUGCUGUAAAACUCAUCCCAGAACAUCUGUGCAUAACAGGAUACAUUUAUUUAUAAAACAAAUGCAAAGAAGUGUGCUGUGUCUUAAAGGCCCUUGAGACAUAAGAACUUGAGAGUCUUGUUUUUUUGAUUUGUUCUCUCUUGUACUGCACUGAGUGUGAAUGUGGGACUCUUCCAUAGGUAUUCCCAUGGAUUCAGGUGUGGAUUACCCAUGUUAUUAGGCACUACAUAUUGCAAUAUCAGGUUUUAUGGAAUUAAAGCUCUUUGACAUGAGAGAGAACUCCACGCUCAGGCUGCACAAGAGCAAAUGUUGUUCCUUGUGGGCAAAGCCUUGUAGCAGGUAUUGCUUUGGUAAUUAAUGUAUCUAAGUGGGCUGUGGAUAAUGUGACAUGGAAAUAGUAUUGAGAUAAAUCAGUUGGCAAAUACUGGCCAGCUCAGAACUGUUCUGAGGUCACUUUGAAGUGACUUGCCAAAAUGUGGAUUACUUUGUUCCUGGGCUUUCUCUUCUCUUGCUGUACCACCAUACUGCAGCACUAAUGAACCAGGUAGAAUUAACAUGGACCAGAGCUCCCAUUUGGUCAAGUGCAAUGAGUGACCUUAAAUUCUGUGGAUUUGGCAGCCCAGCCACUGUGGCAGUGUGGGCAAGCAACCACAGUGCCCAGUAAGUAAUCUGAAUUCAUGUUGCCAAGGACUUUAGAAUUACAGUGUUUGGCCUUGCAAUGUUGUUCAUGUGGGAAGAGAGUAGGGAGAAUUUUGUCUUGGCUUUCUUCAGGCUGCUGCUGAUUUAAUAACAAGCCAGAAAUGCUACAAGUAGCAGGAAAAUAGCAGACUUGGAAAUGGGAGACAGGGAAUACUUGGGAUACUGCUCUGCAGGAGUAAUUAAGACUCUUAAAAGUUUGACAAUAGCUGAACAUCAAAUAUGUUCCCAUUAAUGAUGUUGCAGAUGUGGGAUUUAAAAACUAUUUUGCUCUAUUCACCUUUGAUGUAAUGGUUCAUGAAUGAGGACAGUUGUACCAGUUAUUUAAAACUGAAAACUAUUUAAAACAGAAAACCAUUUUAAAACACCCUUUUUGAACUCAAAUAUUCCUCAUCAAAGUUUCUCUGCACUGCAGCAGCAGCAGCACACUUGGGCUAUUGGCCUGAUUCCAGGUGAAGUAACUCCUGGUGUCCCAAGUUGAAUGAAUUGCCUGCAAAAGAAGCAUGCCUGGAAAUGGAAGUACCACAGAUUUUCCUUCCAAAAUAAGGAACUACAGUGAUUGCACAGAUGGCAAAGUUUGCACGGUUUUUUUUCUCCACUUCUGCAGUGCAGAAGGUACAGGAUGUAUUAUUGUAUUUAAACCAGAGCAAUCCAAAGAUCUAAGUUAUGUCCCACAGAAGUGUAAAUCCAGAGUCCUCUCAGUUGCCUGCAAGGUCUGUGUUUUGUUUGGAGAUGCUGUCCCUUGGAGGCAUUUUGGGUCAGAUUCUGUAUUUUCUUGGAGGAAAAAAAAACAGCCUGCGCAACCUGAUCUUGCACCUCUUGGACUGCUUGGGCCGCACCUAUUACUUAACUGUGUAUGUUUAUUGUACAUUUGGUGACUGUUGUUGUGUUCAGAGUCUCGUGCAACCUGGCAGGUGUAAAGAAAAAAAAACAAAAAAACAAACCAACCUGAAAAGAAUAAAUCUGUUUCUCUUUUUUUUUU
Molecule: messenger RNA, 8313 nt
Organism: Parus major (Great Tit)
Lineage: Eukaryota; Metazoa; Chordata; Aves; Passeriformes; Paridae
Gene: PRDM10
Product: PR/SET domain 10
Exons: 24
Coding region: 1609-5220 (1203 amino acids)
Biological process (GO): regulation of transcription by RNA polymerase II
Cellular component (GO): nucleus
Molecular function (GO): RNA polymerase II transcription regulatory region sequence-specific DNA binding; protein binding; DNA-binding transcription factor activity, RNA polymerase II-specific
Source: RefSeq, a predicted model, not a curated record